UCAUGCUUAUUUGUCUAUUCAUAUGUUCUUAGUAAAAUAACAUGUUUAUUUCAAAUGUACACCGAUAUCAAUAAUAAUGCAUGUUAAACAGAACUUGUUUGUUUUUAUUAUUAUUGCUCACUUUGUGUUAUUGUGAUGAGUUUUGACGUGACGUGCACCUAGCGCAACAAACAAGAGAAAAGCAUAAAGAAUUGAGAUUAAUUAACGAAUUUAUGCAGGAAUUAAGUUUGUCCAAAAGGCACUGAAUGACUCUAAUGACUUUAUACGGUGUAUGGCCAAGGUCAUUGAGCCCUUCCCGAAUUCAUUAAAUUUAGAUAUUGAUAUCUGGUGUGAAGAUUUCAAAUCGUCCCUGCAAAUGAUCGAUGAAACCAUUAGAUUGAGAGGAUUGUCAUUUCAUAGUAAAGAAGAUAUGCUAAUGCAUCCACAAGCACGCAUAGUACCUGCCCACGCUGGCUCAAAUUAUGUCAAUUAUAGUCCAUCAGCAAAUGAGCCUUACUUUAGCUUAUUACAAAAUGUAGACGAUGAGUUUUCUGCCAAGACAAGACACUCUCGCUUUGCUGAAUUGAUUGAUUUGGAAGCUAGAUUGGAAGCUAGGAAUCCCUUGCAACAUCGAUCUAGUUUUGGUAACGCAUUAUCUGCUGUCCCCAAUGCGUCCACAGGUGGUCCACCUGGUAUCCGUCCACAUGAUCGUAUCAGUCCACCAGCUACUAUGCCUUCUGUUCAAAGGGCGCCCACAAUGCCCGGUCAAAGACCCCCUAUGCAGCGAAGAAUGCCAUCUAACAGUAAUCCUGCUAGUCAGUCUGCUCUGUACAAUAAGCGCGCUGCAAAGCCCAUCGCUGGCAACCUAUUCACCCCAAAAAGGCCUACUGUUCCACAUAGACAAAACUCAUUAAUCCACGGAAAUAAUUUGCCUAGAGGUUUACAGCGUGAAAAGCGAGUUCAAAUGAUUGAUUUCGACGACGCGACAGCUAUGCAACAAAAUGCUGCAGAUGCACUCCGUAAAGCGAAAGAAGACGAAAAAAUGGAAAAACUUGCUAAAAGACAAGCAGCGCUGGAAAGGAAAAGACAACGCGAUGAAGAAGAAAAACGAGCUAUGGACGAAGCCAAAGAGAAAAAAGCUGCUGCCAAGAAAAAGGCAAAGACAACAGCUUCAAAACGAAAGCAAUCUGUAACAGAAAUCAAAACAGACACCACUACCCGAUCACCGACAGCAUCUGCACCAGCUUCUCCUCAGACUCCAACCUCACCAUCACCAAAAACACCAAAGCUUCAAAAGUUCUAACAUAAUCACUAUUUUUUCGACUAUUUAUUUGCUCUCUCUGUUUUACUACUACAACUUUUUCUUUGCUCUUUCUUGUCCCAUAUUAUCUUUCUUUUUUCGCUUUUGUUCUUAAUGUGCAUAAUAGUUAUAGCUUUUAAUUUGGCAGAUUCCCUCUCUUUUAAGAUAAAU
Mycotypha africana is the source of this 1450-nucleotide messenger RNA. RefSeq lists its product as uncharacterized. The transcript is spliced from 4 exons. The coding region runs from base 272 to 1282 and encodes 336 amino acids. The record is from RefSeq and is a predicted model, not a curated record. Lineage: Eukaryota; Fungi; Mucoromycota; Mucoromycetes; Mucorales; Mycotyphaceae.